AUGAGCUAUUCAUACUCGCACAACGCCAUUGCCGACUCUUAUCGUCCUGCUCGACCAGGGUCUCCCGCGUGGUCCUCGGGUUCCUCGGAGCGGGAUCAAUCACCGCCGCCAUGGCCGAAACGGUGGGCUUCGGAUCUACGUGAGGCGACAAGUACUAGACAUGGGAUAUUGUCGCUAGUCAAGCAGGUCGCUAGAUAUGUCUUCACCAUCUCGAACGCUUUGAUUGCUUUAUGGAUCUGUACAUUAUGGUGGGGCGAACGGACUGUCUUUCAAGACAGCGUGAAAGCAUGCACCUGGGGUAAUUGGGAGAGAUGGCCCCAAGACGCAAUUCCACAUCAUGUCGCUUUCAUCGCCGACCCGCAAUUAGUCGAUCCUCAUACAUAUCCCGGCCGACCAUGGCCCCUUUCGACGUUGACCGUCAAAUUUACCGAUCAAUACCUUCGGAGAUCCUUCUCGUCCAUUCAGAAAGAACUAGGCCCAGAUUCCGUGUUGUUCCUGGGUGACCUUUUCGACGGGGGCAGGGAAUGGGCUACGGCAUCCAGUUCCAGCCCGGAGAAACGCUACAAGAAAUACAAGGACCGUUUUUGGAAGAAAGAGUUCCAUCGAUUCGUGAAAAUAUUUGUGGAUACAUGGAAAGAUGGUGAUGAUCACAUACGUCACCCGCUUGGGCGGAGGUUGAUCACUAGCUUGCCUGGAAAUCACGAUCUGGGUUUUGGUUCGGGUGUCCAGAUCCCGGUGCGCGAUAGGUUUCAGAGCUUCUUUGGCAAAAGCAAUCGCGUUGAUGUCAUUGGAAACCAUACUUUUAUCUCUGUUGACACCGUGUCGCUGAGCGCCAUGGACCAGCCAGACCCGGAGACAGGCAGCUCGGGCACGGGCUCGGGCGAUGGAGAACAGCCAAACGAACACAUUUGGAGAGAUACCCAGGAUUUCCUCGACCGCAUGAACGUACAUCGGGGCAGGGCGGAAGUUGAGGCAUUGCGCAUGCUCGCCAAUAAGACUGAGGGCCGUCAGUUUCAGCAUCGGGCUGUUGAUAUCUUGGAACCGUCCGUCGACCCGCAGCUCAAGCCGGAGGUUGCGGGGUUUCCCACUAUCCUUCUUUCUCACGUACCUUUAUAUCGCCGACCGGCCACGCCGUGCGGGCCCUAUCGCGAACACUAUCCGCCCAGUGGCGAGGGUUUGGAGGAGGAUGACCGGAACGCUAUUUCGAUGGGUCGGGGCUAUCAAUAUCAAAAUGUUUUGACCCCAGCCAUUUCUCGGGAUAUCGUCUCAAAGGUCGGGCCUAAUUUGGUCCAGAUGUACUCCGGGGAUGACCACGAUUACUGCGAGAUCUCACAUCACGAGUUCAGCGGGUCUCCUAAGGAGAUUACAGUCAAGAGCCUCUCAUGGGCCAUGGGAAUCCGUCAACCGGGCUUUGUCCUCACCAGCUUGUGGAAUCCUCUGGAUCUGGCCACUGGUCAACCCGAUGGGUCCGCUAAUGCCGGUCGCACGGUCCAGAACCACUUGUGUCUUCUCCCAGACCAAUUAUCCGUCUUCAUCUACUACGGGGUAAUUCUUGGUUUCACCCUGUGCGUACUCCUUGUGCGUGCUGCGAUCAUUGUAAAAUAUCUCCCGUCCGGGGCGAGUCCCGACGAGCCCAUUCUGCCUUUGUCAGAACAUCGCUCCCCGCCCCCGCAGCGCGCGGCCCGCUACAAGACCCCAUCUUCUGGUACGUCUAGCUCCACGUUCCCAACGCCUCGCGGGCUGGCCAGCCGUGCGGUGAACGCACCUCCCGUACAUGCUGCUUACGCGGGCUCAGAUGAGGGCAAAGUGGGCAGCGCUAAGUGGAAGCCAUCGCGUGGCGGGUCACGACGGCCAGGGGCUAGCGCUUCCCAAAUGACCCUGAUAAAGGAGGAAUUCCUUGCAUCGGUCAUGGGAGUCGCCAGAAUUGCGUUAUGUUGGUACUUCUUCCUCGUCUGGCGAUGGUAG
Molecule: messenger RNA, 1965 nt
Organism: Aspergillus luchuensis
Lineage: Eukaryota; Fungi; Ascomycota; Eurotiomycetes; Eurotiales; Aspergillaceae
Product: putative manganese ion homeostasis (Fr)
Exons: 2
Coding region: 1-1965 (654 amino acids)
Biological process (GO): GPI anchor biosynthetic process
Cellular component (GO): endoplasmic reticulum
Molecular function (GO): hydrolase activity
Source: RefSeq, a predicted model, not a curated record